AUGCGCUCCUACACCCGCCUCGUCUCGGCGCUGUCCCUCCUUUUCACCCUGGUCUCGGCACAGACCCCUCCGUACAUCGGCAAGCUGCUCAUCCAGCCAGGGCUCAACGCCGGAAAAUGCCUUACCGCUGCGAGCAACUCUGACGGCGCCGCCGUAAGCAUUGCGCCUUGCACUGGCGCGGACUCACAGCAGUGGACCUUCAAUGGCGGUUCCGUCAAGCUGUUCGGCAACAAGUGCCUCGACAUCACCAAUGGCGCCAACAACAACGGCAAUAAGCUCCAGAUCUGGACGUGCGGGUCUGGCAACGCCAACCAGCAAUUCUACUACACUGGUGACGUCCAUCUUGCGUGGACCAACCACGGCAAGUGCAUCGACUUGACCGACGGCAGCCAGGCCGACGGAAACAGGCCACAAAUCUGGGACUGCUCUGGCUCCAACCCCAACCAGGUCUGGAACGUCGGCUACAUGGCGAACCUCCCGCCCAACACCUCUGAGAACGGCCAGACGGGCACGAACAACUGCGGGACGGGCUCGAGCCAGAGUUCUAAAUGCCAGACCGCGUGGAUCAACUCGGCCGAGGACUUUUGUCUGUGGGCGCCACCUCAGGUCGGCCUUAUUGGCGACACCGAGCGCGAGGAGGUCGCAUGGUGCACCAAGUCUGGCCGUGGCACUCGCACGAUGCCGAACGGUACCCUCAAGGGUGUCCACUUUGUCAAAACGCCAGAUUAUGUCCAGGUUACUGGUGUCGGCGACUUUACCAAAAUAAACAUUCCCCGCGGUGACUCUGGUGGGGAGCUCGACCCGCACGGCGCGGACGGCAACGGCAACCCGAUUGGCGGCUUGGUGUACGGCAAUUCGUUUGGCAAUGCCCUCCAGUACCACGAGUGGACGUCGUUCAUCUCGGACACGGAGUUCUGCUUCCGGGCAUGCACUGGCCCGAACGCGGCGCGCAACUGCCAGCACAUCUACGACAUCAUGGGCUGCUACUGGAAUAUGCCGGCCAACUACAACUCGGGCACGUUCGAGAACUGCGAUGCGGACAACGACGAGCCGAUGGGCGUCUACGGCACAUCGACAUGGUACCAGGGCGUAAACCCCACACCUGCCGCGCACCCCGCCGCCAAGUCGUCCAACUGCAAGAACAUCCCGAGCCCCACCGUCGGCCCCGUCCGCCGCCGCAGCGAGAUGGGCAGCGGGUUUGACUACGUGAAGGGCCGGGCGCCGGAGCCGACGCCCGCGCCAACGCCGGUGGUAGCACCGGGGCAUGCUGAUUUGUAA
Mycena indigotica is the source of this 1278-nucleotide messenger RNA. RefSeq names its product Ricin B-type lectin domain-containing protein. NCBI's taxonomy places the organism in Eukaryota, Fungi, Basidiomycota, Agaricomycetes, Agaricales, Mycenaceae. The record is from RefSeq and is a predicted model, not a curated record. The transcript is spliced from 9 exons. The coding region runs from base 1 to 1278 and encodes 425 amino acids.